UGCUCAACCACAUCACAAUGGCAGACCCGAUUGAAGCAACCGCACCCGUCACCGCCCCCUCGCACGGCCACGACGAGGAAAAGGCGCGCCUGGACGCCCUACUCAAGAACAGGCCCGAGGCAAAGGAGUUGCAGGACAAAAACAUCCUUCCCAACUCCAACGCCGCCCCCUCCCUCCUCGCCAAGCAGGAAGAGCUGCGCAAGGCCCAACUCGAAGAUAGACUGGCUGACCGCAUCGAGCAUCGUCCUGAUCGUGCUGAGCUAGAGCGACUGGGCAUCCUCAAAUCGGGCUCUUCCUCUAUUGCCCCCGGUCUGCAGGCCAAGCAGGAGGAGUUGCGCAAGGCUCAGCUCGAAGAUAGGCUUGAGCGCGAGCUGGAGAAGAGACCGGAGAGGACGGAGCUGGAGGAACGGGGUAUCCUCAAGGGGGGACAAGGGGUCGCGCCUGGGUUGAUGGCUAAGCAGGAGGAGUUGAAACGCGCUCAGUUGGGGGACAGGGUUAAGGAGGGUGUGGAGGGACGACCGAGUAGGGAGGAAUUGGAGAGUAGGGGGAUCUUGCACAAGGGCGAGUGA
This is a messenger RNA of Jaminaea rosea, 569 nucleotides long. RefSeq lists its product as hypothetical. Bases 18 to 569 code for a protein of 183 amino acids. The transcript has 2 exons. The record is from RefSeq and is a predicted model, not a curated record. NCBI's taxonomy places the organism in Eukaryota, Fungi, Basidiomycota, Exobasidiomycetes, Microstromatales.